Cadophora gregata is the source of this 1227-nucleotide messenger RNA. RefSeq lists its product as uncharacterized. Bases 622 to 1176 code for a protein of 184 amino acids. NCBI's taxonomy places the organism in Eukaryota, Fungi, Ascomycota, Leotiomycetes, Helotiales, Ploettnerulaceae. The record is from RefSeq and is a predicted model, not a curated record. The transcript has 2 exons.
CUCGAGUCUCGAGUCUCGAGUCUUGGUAGGUAAAUUUACGCAGUCAGGCAGUAAAUUACAGUACGAGAGUACGAAAGCACUGCACUGUACUGUGUCGUUGUCUCACCGCCUGGAGUUGAUUACCUAAGGUAAGGUAAAUAGCGUCCUGUCAUGAACAUCAUUCUUUCUUAUCUGUUUAGAAUGGUUUGAGACAUUCAAUCGCGGUGCGGAUCUUUCCUUCUUCUUGUUCUUCUCUUCUUCUUCUUCUCUCAACUACUACUCACUUCACUUUCAGAGCACUUAACUCAAAUAAAGAUCCGACAUCUCAAUACUGCAUAUACCUUGGCGCCUCAGGCCGAGACGGUGAUUCGCUGCAGAUCCUGGACAUUCCAAGAGCGCUUCUCUCACGUGCAUCGGGCUCCCCGACUAAUUGUUGAUCAUGCUUCUAUUUUGGAGCAUUUGGCCCCUCCAGCUGAUGAGCUCAGCCUUCUAUUUUGUACUUAUUUACCAUCCCUCCUACACACCUUCUGACAUCUUAGGAUUCCUGCCGCCUAUUCAUCCGAAACUCUUCUACAAGUGUUAGAAUCAAAUCUUUAUCCGAUUUCACUAGAAUUCAUCAAGCAUACGACAAAUCUCAUCGACAUGGUUAUUCUUGGUGGACUUGAGCUGGUAGCAGUAGGCUACAUCAUACAUAAGCACAAUCAGAACAAGAAGGAGAAGCAGCGUAUAGAAGAAGAGGCUGCCGCGCUUGAGGAACAACAAUACCGUAUAUUUCCAUCAGAUGGACGGGGCCGUCAUUCACAAUCGCAUCACCGACGAAGACGGUCGCAUAGUCGCAGGAGACAUUCAGCAGAUGGGAAAUACAGGAAAGAGAGUCCCAGACCACCGAUGCCAGUAGCAAGGCCGCCACAAUACAGCAGCGCGCCUACGCCGAUUCAAAAGCCUCUUCAAAUGCCAAAUAACCAUCCGCAGCUUUUGCACCGACCAAAUGCUCCCCCACAACCUCAGCAGAGACCGCAGCCUCAAUUUCAAGCACAACCUCAGCCUCAAGCGCAAUACCCACCAGAUAUAAAGUAUGGAUGGACAGAUGAGCCUACUAGGCGGCCGUCACAACAAGAUCCACGUUUCCCACCGACAGGCUGGCCAGCGCAUUGGGAACAGUCCAGGACAGAAAACACACCGAGGUAUCACAAUUGACGAUCUCUUAUUAGCUGAACAGCCAAGUCAGCAGGGCACUUGAUUCAGACG